AUGGCUGCGUGUGGAUCUAUUCUUUAUGCAUUUGAAGGGCAAGCAAUGGUACUUCCUUUAGAAAAUAAAUUAAAAAAGCCUUCCCAAAUGGUUGGAACUUUUGGAAUUUUGUCGGUAGGAAUAGCUGCUGUCUCGGUAAUUUUUGCUUUGUGCGGCUUUCUUGGUUUUACAGCAUUUGGGAAUGAUGUACGUGGAAGUAUUACUUUAAAUUUGCCACAAGAUAAUAUCCAAUUUUCUCUUCUUCGAUUAGCCUUAACACUUGUUAUUUACCUUGGUUUUGUAAUUCAACUAUACGUUAUUGUUGAUAUGCUUUGGCCUGCACUUUGGAAAAGAUUGGAAAGGAGAGGGGGAUUUUGCUCUUCUGUUAAUUUAAAAUUACCUUUUGAAUUGGCUUUAAGAACUUUUCUGUUGUUUAUUAUAAUGAUUUUUGGUAUUGCUGUACCUAAUUUAGAAGAACUUAUUCCACUUGUUGGUGUUACUACAGGAAUGUUAUUAGCAUUUUUAAUCCCUCCUCUGUUGGAUCUACUUACUUGGCUACCAAUUAGAAUUAAAAGGAGAGAAUAUAAAUUAGCUACAUUAUUAAUAAUUGAAGAUUUAAUUAUGGUUUUAAUUGGCCUUUUUGGAAUGAUUGCUGGAUUACAGGCUAAUUUAGUGAAUAUUUUUAAAUAA
This is a messenger RNA of Meloidogyne enterolobii, 669 nucleotides long. Lineage: Eukaryota; Metazoa; Nematoda; Chromadorea; Rhabditida; Meloidogynidae. The record is from the annotation of a GenBank genome assembly.